Penicillium riverlandense is the source of this 1566-nucleotide messenger RNA. RefSeq lists its product as uncharacterized. NCBI's taxonomy places the organism in Eukaryota, Fungi, Ascomycota, Eurotiomycetes, Eurotiales, Aspergillaceae. Bases 1 to 1566 code for a protein of 521 amino acids. The transcript has 2 exons. The record is from RefSeq and is a predicted model, not a curated record. Gene Ontology annotation, biological process: transmembrane transport. Gene Ontology annotation, molecular function: transmembrane transporter activity.
AUGGACAAGGGAGGCAUAGCUCACGUCGAGACUACUCAUGAUGAUCAAACAUUCUCAAAGGAAACGGGUGGAAAUGUCGAGCUCUUCAGGGGCAACGAAGUGGUCCUUAUCCCAACUCCCUCGGCAGAUCCUAGAGACCCUUUGAACCUUCCGCCAUGGCGCAAAUGGAUCUUAUUGAGCUUGAUAUCGGCAUACAGCUGCACAGCCGUCGUACUGGCAUCGGGCCUGGGGUCCAUCUUCACCAUCGUGGAAGCAUCUUACCCCGGACAAGAAGCUCGAGCCAACGAUCUAAUGACCUAUCCCACUUUAUUUAUGGGCAUCGGAAAUCUCAUCGCAAUGCCCUGGGCGUUCACACUGGGCCGCCGACCGGUAUUCCUCGCAUCGAUGCUGCUUCUCAUUUGCGCUGGAAUCUGGUGCCAGUGCUCGACAAGCCUGACAAGUCAUAUCGCUGGCCGCAAUAUCAUGAGUCUGGCCGCCGGACAGAGCGAAGCUCUGUCGCCCAUGAUUGUGCAGGAAAUCCAUUUCUUACAUGAACGCGGUCGCAAAAUUGCUUGGUUUAUCUUUCUGCAGAAUAUCGCCUCUGGGGUGUUCUUUGUUGUCUCAACUUACAUGGUUUCUGCCUGGGGUUGGAGAUGGUGGUACGGCUUUUUCAACAUCAUGAACGCAUUGAUCUUUGUUCUAUCGGUGGUGUUCGUCACCGAGUCGCAUUUCGAGCGAUCCGAAGAGGCUAUGCGAGGCGAGCCGCUUCCAGACACAAAAACCCUCUGUCCCCAUGGCACUGAGGGCGGCGUUGAACAAUACGAACCUCGCCGCUGGCGCGAUGACCUCAAGCCCGUCGUCCUCCGUCCUCGGCUGCGUGAUAUCCCGACAUUCUACAAACAUGUUCUCCAGGGAUUCCUUGUGCCAACGACACUCUGGCUCCUGCUGCUGAACGGUGCCAACCUUGGUGUCUAUGUUUUCCAGGCUUCUACAUUCGCAAGAAUCCUCAUGACUCCGCCUUACAGCUUUUCCUUCAAUGCACUUGGAUACGUCCAAGCUGGACAACUUGUUGACUGCCUGAUCUUCCUUCCGCUUCUAGGUUAUGGCUCUGAUUGGGUUAUCGGGACGCUGAGCCGUCGUUAUAAUGGUGGCCUCUACAAACCAGAGUAUCGACUACCCGUCUUGGCAAUCCCGGCUAUUGUCGGUGUGAUCUGUGCUCUCAUAUACGGGCAGGCCGCCGCAAAUCCAGAAAAAUGGAGUGUGGCAUCCAUUGUCAUUGGUUAUAAUGCCAGUUACUUCGCCUUCCUGGGUGCAAAUAUCGUCGGAAUUACGUAUGCCGUCGACAGCUUUCCUUUCCGCGCUGCUCCUUUCUUAGUUGUUAUCUGCGCUGGCCGAGGCUUAAUCUCCUUUGGGUUGAGCUACGCCACUCUGCCUACUAUUGCUACUCUUGGAUAUGGCAAAACGAUGAUCGUUGAGGCGGUUAUCUGUGGUGUACUGGCCCUUCUUGCCAUUCCAAUGUUCUUUGUGGGACCUCGGAUACGAAAAUUCGUUCAGAGAUGGUGCGAUGACAAUGACAAGGCGCAGUGA